AUGAUGGGGCAGAUUCAUUGCUUUGGGCUUCUGAAGCAAGUGUUGAAUGGGCACAGUUCCCAAACUAACCCUUUUCAAAGAAGAGUGAGAUGUCGGGGUAUUUUACGAAGAUUUCCCAACUCUACUGAACACAUCAGUGACACAAUGCGUACAUCAUUCUACCAGCAGCAAGAUGGAGAGCCAGCAAUGAGUAAUUCUCGCAUGUAUACUCGAAGAAGAUACACUCCAUAUGGUGUUCCAUCCCAUCAUCAGAGAAUUAACUUACACAAACGAAACCAAAUGCAUGUUAACAGGGAAGGAUGGCCAAAACUUCCAGAGAGAAAAAUGGAAAGGUGCAAGCAAGAUGACACCUCAAAGAACUGGUUCAAGGUCAUAAUUCCCUUUGGCCUAAAAUAUGAUGCGAAGUGGCUGUUGAAUUUGAUUCAGAGCCAGUGCAGUAUCCCUUUCACACCAGUGGAGUUUCACUAUGAGAAAAUGCAGGCCCAGUUUUUUGUUGAUAAUCCCAGCCUUGCCUUUGAACUGAAAAAUAUCAGUGACAAGAUUUUGGAUGAGUUUAAUAACAAGCCUCAGAGUCAUAGAACUCCAUCUGUGCAGCUGGCUACGAGCCAACAGGGUUCUACUUCUCAGCAAGUUCUUAACACACAGAGACACCCCUUUGACCAAGGUUUGAUGACCCCUCCUUCGGACAUGGCACUGAAUCCUGGAAGGUACAUGGCUCCUUCCCUGGAUACCCUUGAAGAGGACAUGAGCCAGGUGAAGCCUGCAGGGGCGAUAGUCAAGGAGCAAGACCCAGAUUUGGAAGAGAUACAUGCAGACAAAAGUUCUCUGAGUACUACCAUCCAGGAUAAGUCCAGUAACAUAAAUUCAAUUCUGGAAUUGUUCCCCAAGUUAUUAAGCCUGAAUGGGCAGGAAUCACCUAAACCAACUCUCUGUAACCUUGAAGACAAAAAGAGUUUACCAAGUUGCAAGGGAAGUUUCUUUGGAUCUGAGUCUGUAAAGACUCUGGUGCUACAGUUCCUGCAGCAGUAUUACUUCAUUUAUGACAACGGAGAUCGGCAGGGACUCCUCAAUGCCUAUCAUGCUGAGGCUUGCUUCUCAUUGACAGCCCUCUUCACUUCCAUGGACUUAUCCUCGAAUAACUUGUGUGAGUACUUCAAGUAUAGCAGAAAUAUGAGGGUUCUGAAAGAUCCUUAUAUGAAGAGGCAGAUGCUGAAGCAUAAACAAUGUGACAUUAUUUACUUUCUUCGUACAUUGCCCAAAACUCAGCAUGACCUCAACUCCUUUGUGGUGGACAUGUGUUUCCAGACAGAUACGAUGCUCUGCUUCUGUGUUAGUGGAUUGUUCAAGGAAGUCGAGGGCAGCUCUGGGGGAUGUGCCCAUGCCUUCACUCGGACCUUCAUUGCUACCUAUGGCAACAGUUCAGACUUUUGUAUCGUCAAUGACAAGCUGUUUGUGAGGAAUCUCCAAAGGCUUCACAGUGCCUCCAUCUCUGUGACCAAAUCUUCCAGCUAUUUGCCUGGCCUCUAUGGAGAUCAACAGAAGAUGAUGCAAACAUUUUAUACACAAUCUGGCAUGAAUGUUGAGUGGUCUCAGAAGUGCCUUAAUAAUGAAGAGUGGGAUUACAGCAAAGCAAUACAAAGCCUUGCUUUGUUAAAGGUGAAGGACACAAGCCCAGAGGAUACCUUCACACAGACAGGUCCGAGAUCCUAA
Molecule: messenger RNA, 1710 nt
Organism: Phodopus roborovskii (desert hamster)
Lineage: Eukaryota; Metazoa; Chordata; Mammalia; Rodentia; Cricetidae
Gene: Nxf3
Product: nuclear RNA export factor 3
Exons: 19
Coding region: 1-1710 (569 amino acids)
Biological process (GO): poly(A)+ mRNA export from nucleus
Cellular component (GO): nucleus; cytoplasm
Molecular function (GO): RNA binding; protein binding
Source: RefSeq, a predicted model, not a curated record